AUGACUGGUGACAUAUCAAAAAAGAAAGGAAAAAGUUCAGCAGAUAAAAAAGUGAAAAGAAAAGUAAAAAGAAGAGAAACCUACGCCAUGUACAUCUAUAAAGUUUUGAAACAGGUUCAUCCGGACACGGGCAUUUCCAGCAGAGCCAUGAGCAUCAUGAACUCGUUUGUGAAUGACCUGUUUGAGAGGAUCGCCACUGAAGCUUCUCGUCUGGCUCAGUACAACAAACGCUCCACCAUCACCAGCAGAGAGGUGCAGACCGCAGUCCGGCUGCUGCUGCCCGGGGAACUGGCCAAGCACGCCGUGUCCGAGGGCACCAAGGCGGUCACCAAGUACACCAGCUCCAAGUGA
This is a messenger RNA of Sphaeramia orbicularis (orbiculate cardinalfish), 351 nucleotides long. RefSeq names its product H2B.K variant histone 1 (gene h2bk1). Gene Ontology annotation, molecular function: protein heterodimerization activity; DNA binding; structural constituent of chromatin. Gene Ontology annotation, cellular component: nucleosome. The transcript has 2 exons. NCBI's taxonomy places the organism in Eukaryota, Metazoa, Chordata, Actinopteri, Kurtiformes, Apogonidae. The record is from RefSeq and is a predicted model, not a curated record. The coding region runs from base 1 to 351 and encodes 116 amino acids.